Molecule: messenger RNA, 814 nt
Organism: Tricharina praecox
Lineage: Eukaryota; Fungi; Ascomycota; Pezizomycetes; Pezizales; Pyronemataceae
Exons: 2
Coding region: 207-707 (166 amino acids)
Source: RefSeq, a predicted model, not a curated record
GAUGCCCACAUACCCGGCGGGGGACCUAAGGUGCCUGAUACGUUGAUAGUGUGUUAGCCAAAUCUCCGCUCAGACAGAAAAUGAAAGUUAUCUACAGACGAAAGGCUACAUACCAUAUAAAUACUCCGCUUCAACAAUGGCAGGGGCACGGCUACUGAAAGACCACGGGAAGGGGGCAGUAAUCUUCGGCGGCGGCUGUUGUGCGCAUGCUAGGGUGCAAAGUAGCGCUCAGAUAUUUAUUCUGUUCCAUAGGCUAUUCGUCCUCCUCUUGCCAGCCCGGAACCAGGUACCCAGUCAUUCCUAUCAUCUGUCUCAUCCUCCGCCUGCUUCUCAUCCACCGUCUUCUUCUCAUCCACCGUUUGCUUCUUAUCCACCGCCUGUUUCUCAUCCUCCGCCUGCUCCUGAUCCAACGCCUUCCUCUCCUUCACGGCCUUCUUCUCAUCCACCGGCUUCUUCUCACAUAUCGCCUGCGGUCCUCAUCCAUCGCCUUCUUCUCGUACAUCGCCUGGGUCCUCAUCCACCGCCUUCUUCUCAUCCACCGCCUUCCUCUCCUUCACCGCGUUCUUCUCAUCCACCGGCUUCUUCUCGUACAUCGCCUGAGUCCUCAUCCUUCGCCUUCUUCUCAUAAACCGCCUUCUUCUCAGCCAUCAUCGACUAAUCCCGUACCGCCUCGGGCAAUAUCAAAGACGGACUGGGCGCUGUAUUAGCCAGUCCGAAUCUGGGCAAUUGAUUCUGCUGUAAGGGGAUGAUGAUGUGGGCAAGCGAUUUUGCCGUGGACUUUCCGUCUAGCUCGUCCUGUUGUAGGAGGAUAAUA